Messenger RNA from Dipodomys spectabilis (banner-tailed kangaroo rat), 1023 nucleotides. RefSeq names its product G protein-coupled receptor class C group 5 member A (gene Gprc5a). Gene Ontology annotation, biological process: G protein-coupled receptor signaling pathway. Bases 1 to 1023 code for a protein of 340 amino acids. The transcript has a single exon. The record is from RefSeq and is a predicted model, not a curated record. Gene Ontology annotation, molecular function: protein kinase activator activity; G protein-coupled receptor activity. Gene Ontology annotation, cellular component: plasma membrane; intracellular membrane-bounded organelle; extracellular exosome. Lineage: Eukaryota; Metazoa; Chordata; Mammalia; Rodentia; Heteromyidae.
AUGGGCAAGGCCGCGGCCCCCCGGGGCUGCCGCUCCGACCUGGACGCGCGCUACCACCGGCUGUGCGACGUGGGCGCGGCGUGGGGCGUGGCGCUGGAGGCGGCGGCGGCGGCGGGCGCGGCGGCGGCGGCGGGCGCGGCGCUGUGGCUGGCGGGCGCGGCGCGCCGCGUGCAGGACCCGGGCCGGCGGCGCGCGCUGCCCACGCUGCUGCUGCUGCUGGCCGCGCUGCUGGCGCAGUUCGCGCUGACCUUCGCCUUCCUGCUGCCGCUGGACGGCGCCACGGGCCCCGCGCGCCUCGCGGGCUUCCCGGCGGCGGCGGGCACCGGCUUCGCCGCGCUGCUGGCCCUGGCGGUGCACGCGGCGCGCCUGGCGCGCGGCCGGCCGGCCCUGCCGGGCCUCGGGCUGCUGGCGCUGGCGCUGGGCCUCGGCCUGGUGCAGGACGCGCUGGCCGCCGAGUACGUGGUGCUGGCCAUGAACCGCACGCGCGCGGACGUGUUCGCCGCCAUGCCCGCGCGCCGGCGCAACGAGGACCUGGUGCUGCUGCUGGGGUUCGCCAUGGCGCUGCUGGCCGCCACGCUGGCCGCCGCCGCGCUGGCCCUGCGCGGCCGCUUCCCCGCCUGGCGGCGCCUGGGCGCCCGCGCCGGCCUCACCGCGCUGCUGGCCGCCGCCCUCUGGGCCUCCUGGAUCGCGCUGCUGCUGCGGCCCGAGCCCGGGCCCCAGUGGGACGAUGCCGUGCUGGGCGCCGCGCUGGUGGCCAACGGCUGGCUGUUCCUGGCCGCCUUCGUGCUCCCCGAGUUCCUGCAGCUCACCAAGCAGCGCGACCCCCGCGACUACCCCGCCGAGGACGCGCCCUGCCAGCCGCGGCUGCUCACGCCGCACCUCGGCCUCGGCCUGCACAACCCGGCCUUCACCCCCGAGGAGGCCCAGCCAGGUAACCCCCCCGCCCUCCCCGGCCCCCGGCUGCCGCGUGCGCCUCGGGGCCCGGAGGGAGGCCCUGACCCGGACAGUAGCGCCCGCCUGUAG